CGCGCACUUUGUCCUCAACCAACAACUGGUUUGUUUUGCGCAUCAAUCCAUUCUGCUACAUCAUGGGCAAAACCGUGUCCAAGUUAUCAAAAGAUGACUUGAAGGCCUUAAGGCUGGCCACAUACUUUGACAAAAGAGAGUUGCAGCAGUGGUACAAGGGAUUCAUAAGAGAUUGCCCAUCAGGACAGCUAUCAGAAGAAGAGUUCAUUAAAGUGUUCAAACAGUUCUUCCCCUUUGGAGAUCCACUCGAUUACUGUCACUAUCUCUUCAAGGUGUUUGAUGUUGACAAGUCCAAUUACAUCGACUUCAAGGAAUUUAUUGUGGCCCUUUCAGUGACGUCUAGAGGUUCAAUGGAUCAAAAGAUAAAUUGGAGUUUCCGGCUAUAUGACCACAAUAAAACUGGUAAGUUGACCUAUGACGACAUUUUGAUAAUAGUCAACGCCGUGUACAAGAUGAUCGGUUCGAUGGUGGCACUCCCACCCGAUGAAAAGACCCCGGAACUCAGGACCCAGAAAUUCUUCCGAUUGCUAAAUAAAGACUACAAAUCUGACACCAUCACGUUGGAGGGAUUCAAGCAGUUGGCCAAGUUGGAUCCAGCCAUCAUGAACUCCAUCAGCUCGUUUGAUGGUCUCGUAUAAUAACUUAUUCAUUUCUCCUAGAGAAUUAUAAUUUUGCAUUUGGGUACGGUAUUUGUGUUCAUUUAUACAAUUAUAUAAUGUACAUAUUCUUUUUCUUUUCAAUACAACUGGAUUGAAAAGCUAUUAAUUUUGGCUUUCCACCGCUUCUAACAAUCCAUCCAAGAGUUCAUCCACUUCGUUAAGAUCGACUCCCGUACAGAAACUCACAACUUUUUUGAACUUGGACGUCAAAAUGUCGUAGUUGCUCAAAGCCUUCAACUCACUCUCGAUGCUGGCAUUUAACUGCUUGUAAGAGUUGAUUCGGGCCUUAAGGAUCAGCGAGUCGGGAAGACUUUCAAGAAGGGUUUCGUCAUUCUUGAGAUCUUCAACUGGUUUUUGGUUGACAAGCUGGUUGUAUAUGGGUUCGAUUCGGAAAGGGUAAUCUGCAUCGAACGUUUCCUCGUUUUCAAGGGAAUCUUCGUUAUUGUCAUUUCCGUUAUUACUCUGCUCAUCUUUGGGUAGCUCCUGUUUCAAGAUUUCUAAUCUCUCGGUGAUG
Messenger RNA from Yamadazyma tenuis ATCC 10573, 1173 nucleotides. Lineage: Eukaryota; Fungi; Ascomycota; Pichiomycetes; Serinales; Debaryomycetaceae. The record is from RefSeq and is a predicted model, not a curated record.